This is a messenger RNA of Bufo bufo (common toad), 1852 nucleotides long. Its product is annotated as apoptosis-inducing factor 3-like. Gene Ontology annotation, biological process: execution phase of apoptosis. The record is from RefSeq and is a predicted model, not a curated record. Gene Ontology annotation, cellular component: cytoplasm; mitochondrion. NCBI's taxonomy places the organism in Eukaryota, Metazoa, Chordata, Amphibia, Anura, Bufonidae. Gene Ontology annotation, molecular function: oxidoreductase activity, acting on NAD(P)H; flavin adenine dinucleotide binding; 2 iron, 2 sulfur cluster binding.
AUGGGGGGAUGCUUCUCCAAACCUAAACCAGUAGAAGUAAAGGUUGAAGGUUUACCUGAAAAAGAAAGGGAAAAAGAAGAAAUGUCUCCUAAUGGGAAAGCCAGCCCUCUUGCCUACAAAGCCAAUGGGACAACUCGACACUAUCAUCAUGAGGAAAGGCCUAUUGUCCUUAAUCCAUACACAAAUCCCAAAGACAUGGUAGAAGCCUCUGUGUGCCAUGUAAAAGAUCUGGAAAUGGACAGUACGAUGCGAGAGGUUGACCUGGGAUGUGGUAAAGCUUUGCUAAUCAAGCAAAAUGGAGAAUACUAUUCAAUGGGACACAAGUGCCCACAUUAUGGAGCCCCACUAGUGAAAGGUGUGCUAUCUAGAGGCAGAGUACGUUGCCCCUGGCAUGGAGCAUGCUUUAAUAUUGCAACUGGUGAUAUUGAAGAUUUCCCAGGGCUAGAUGGUCUGCCAAAAUUUCAGGUUAAGAUAGAGAAGGAAAGAGUAUAUAUUCGUGCAAGUAAACAGGCAAGCUUUACAGUCAAAAGAAGGACCAAAGUUAUGGCAAAGUGUAUAGCACUCAGCAACUAUAGUACAGCCAUUACUAACUUGCUAUAAUUGGAGCAGGUAAAAACUGGUUUAGUGUGUGCAGAAACACUGAGACAAGAAGGCUUUUCCGACAGGAUUGUAAUGUGUACUUCUGAGAAGUAUUCUACCAUAUGAUCGGUCAAAUUAAGCAAGUAUUCAAUGGACUCUCAAGCAGAGCAAAUUUUGCUUCGAUCCAAAGAAUUCUUCCAUACGUAUGACAUUGAAGUUCUUACAGAAACACAGGUUGUCAAUGUUGACACAAAGAACAAGACGGUUGUUUUCAAGGAUGGAUUUCGAAUGGAAUACAACAAGCUGCUUAUAUCUCCUGGUAGUGAUCCCAAAACUCUUACCUGUAAAGGAAAAGAACUGGAUAAUGUAUUCACAUUACGAACCCCUGAAGAUGCAAACAGGGUGGUAAAGCUGGCAAUGGGAAGGAAUGCUGUGAUUGUGGGUGCAUCUUUCUUAGGCAUGGAAGUGGCAGCCUAUCUAUGUGAAAAAGCUCACUCUGUCUCUGUGGUAGAGAUGGAGAACAUCCCCUUUAAGAAAUUUUUAGGGGACAAGGUUGGGCUUGCAAUCAUGAAGAUGUUUGAAAGUAACAGAGUGAAGUUUUACAUGCAGACAGAAGUUUCUGAACUGAGGGAACAAGAAGGAAAGCUGAAAGAAGUGGUGCUGAAGAGUGGGAAAGUUCUACGAGCAGAUGUUUGUGUCAUUGGAAUAGGAGCAAGUCCAACAACAGGUUUUCUAAAACAGAGUGGUAUGACCAUUGAUUCCAAAGGAUACAUUCCUGUUAACAAGAUGAUGCAGACCAAUGUUCCCAGUGUCUUUGCUGCAGGAGAUGUUGUAACUUUCCCUCUGGCUUUCCGAAAUAACAAAAAAGUCAAUGUUCCUCAUUGGCAGAUGGCACAUAUGCAAGGUCGUAUAGCAGCUCUGAACAUGUUAGCUCAAGGUACAGAAAUCAAUACAAUUCCUUAUCUGUGGACUGCCAUGUUUGGGAAGAGCAUUCGCUAUGCAGGUAACGGAGAAGGAUUUGAUGAUGUUAUCAUUCAAGGAGAUAUUGAAGAGUUAAAAUUUGUGGCAUUUUACACACGUAAUGAUGAAGUCAUUGCAGUUGCCAGUAUGAAUUAUGACCCUAUAGUGUCCAAAGUAGCAGAAGUCAUGGCAUCAGGAAAAUCUAUACGCAAGCGGGAUGUUGAAACUGGUGAUAUCUCCUGGCUAACAGGGAAAGGCUCGUAGUCAAGGAUGGAACUAUAUCUCAGCGAAUAUGCAUGUGGAAUGGUGAUGC